Messenger RNA from Meriones unguiculatus (Mongolian gerbil), 2753 nucleotides. It is a transcript of the gene Lmo3, whose product is annotated as LIM domain only 3. Gene Ontology annotation, cellular component: nucleus. The record is from RefSeq and is a predicted model, not a curated record. Gene Ontology annotation, molecular function: DNA-binding transcription factor binding; transcription coactivator activity. The coding region runs from base 773 to 1243 and encodes 156 amino acids. Lineage: Eukaryota; Metazoa; Chordata; Mammalia; Rodentia; Muridae. Gene Ontology annotation, biological process: positive regulation of transcription by RNA polymerase II. The transcript has 4 exons.
AGGCGUUGGGACAGUUUACAAAGGUUGGGCGGUGGGCUGUUACCUCCAGGCUGUGGGGAAGUGGUGUCAAUCCUGGGUAUCUUCUCAGAACUCGCUAUGCCUGCUUGAAAUUUAUGUCCCCCUGCCCCCCCAAAAAAAACCCCGCCCCAAGGAAGAGUUGAAAUUACAACCUUAUUUUUGUCUACACCCCUGAUUCUCCCAACGCAGGCUUAAUAAUAAAACACUGUUUCUGUAUGUUGCAAAAGUGACUGGGUUGGGGCCUGAAAAGGGGGGACAGUGUCCAGUGGAGGAAGGUUCCCUGUAGCCAAGUGCCUGCAUCCAAACAGGUCGAGAGAGAUUCAGCACUUUUUAACCGUGGCUACUCAGAUUGCUGUUAUGAAACACAAGUCAGAUUUAUGAUCUUUUUCAUACCGAACACGAUAUGCUAUGCUAACACUGCGUGUGACGGUUUAAUCAAAUCCAUUUGUUACCAGGAAGCUAAAAGGGGCCGUUGGGAUUUUAGGAUUACGGGCAGAGUUAGGGAAGCAUGUGGCUUUGUCAUUCGCCAUCAUUUUACUCCGCUCCCUCGUCCCUUCCCCCACCGCCUGCCUCCCUAGCCACUAGACCCUAGCUCCCAAAGUGGCUUCACAAUAGUGGAUCCUGGGCCCUGGAUGCUGCGCAUCAGACCUACGCUUGGGCCCCAAAUCCAAGCCAUUCCCCCCUUCGACUUUCCGCCUCCGGGUUUGGUGCUCCAUGCGAAGCUGCGGCGAUUCAGGCAAGCCUAAGUCAACUCAUGCAGAAACAGGAGAAAAGUUUUGGCAUACAAAUGCUCUCAGUUCAGCCAGACACCAAGCCGAAAGGUUGUGCUGGCUGCAACCGCAAAAUCAAGGACCGGUAUCUCCUAAAGGCGCUGGACAAAUACUGGCAUGAGGACUGCCUGAAGUGUGCCUGCUGCGACUGUCGCUUGGGAGAGGUGGGCUCCACUCUGUACACGAAAGCUAACCUCAUCCUUUGCCGCAGAGACUACCUGAGGCUGUUCGGUGUAACGGGAAACUGUGCUGCCUGUAGCAAGCUCAUCCCUGCCUUUGAGAUGGUGAUGCGUGCCAAGGAUAAUGUGUACCACCUGGACUGCUUUGCCUGUCAGCUUUGCAACCAGAGAUUUUGUGUUGGAGACAAGUUUUUCUUGAAGAAUAAUAUGAUCCUCUGCCAGACAGACUAUGAGGAAGGCCUAAUGAAAGAAGGUUAUGCACCCCAAGUCCGCUGAGCCAUCAACAUCAUCCCCAACAACACAAAGCACUACAUUCUUUUAUCUUUUUUGCUCACAUGUAUAUAAGAAUUGACACAGGAACCCACUAAAUAGGGUAGUGAUAGGGCAGCAGGAUGACCACAUGGAAUAAAAGGCGGACUGCAUCUGUAUGUAGUGAAAUUGCCCCCGUUCAAGAGUUGAAUGUUCAUUAUUAAAAAAAGAAAAGUAAUGUAUAUAUUGCUGAAUUUUUUUGCUUGCUACUCGUUUUUUUUUUUUUUUUUGUGUCACUUGGCAUGAGAUGUUUAUUUUGGACUAUUGUAUAUAGUGUAUUGUAAUAUCUGAAGCACAAAUGUAAUACAGUUUUAUUGUGUUACCAUUUGUGUUUUGUUUGCUCCUUUGUAUUGUUGCAUUUAGUACAAUCAGUGUUUAAACUUACUGUAUAUUUAUGCUUUCUGUGUCUACCAGCUAUUUUCAAUGAGCUGUACCUUUCUAGUAAGAACUGAAGAGCAAACCUCACAGAUGACACACAGAUAAAGCAAGACUAUCAACAUUAGAAUACCACAAUAAAUAAACACACACACACACACACACACACACACACACACACGAAGCAGUUAGUGACAUCCACUUCUUAUGGCUACUACAGUUUGAUGUAUCCAUGUUUUCAUGAUAACCCCUAUUUUCAGGGGGCUAAAGAUCAGCUUUAAAAAAACGAUAAAGAUUUCAUCUUCAAGCACUUUCAUUUUAUACCAACAUGAAAAGCGCCAUUUUCAGAAUGACUUUAAGGCCUAGUGAUGCCCUUUUAAUAUUCUUUAAUGUGCUCUUUACUUUCACUAUAGAUUUAUUCCACUUUUUUCCCAACCACACACCCUGUGUGAACUAGUGCCUUUGGGUAGCAUGUAAACAAUUUCCAAAGGGUUACUCUAAAUGAGAAAGGUAUUGCCACAAUUAUGUCAUAAUUUAAAAAUUUUCAAUUCCUUGUCUAAAUUCUGUGCAGCUUUCUCCCUAGGAGAUGAGGGCUUUACAUCUGACGGUUCAUGACCAUGGCACUGAAGAGACUUGACUGUGAAUCUACUGAAGUUAGCAUGACGCACUAAGACUACGGCAGAACAGUCAGACAGUGAUCUGUACCUAUGAAGGUACAGAAACAUACAGAAAAAAAAAAGGAUUGGUAAUAAGCUGAGAACUGUUUGGUGGCUACAUAUUUCAACUGCCAUACUUUAAUGUUCAAAACACUUCAAAUUUGGUCUGUCGCACUUUCUCAGCCCCUCUUGUUCUUUGCCAUCUUCCAACCCAGAUUAUGUAACGUUGGGCUUCUCUCUUAUCAUUCCAGUUCUGUUUUGUUGUUUUGUUUUGUUUUUUUGUUUGUUUGGUUUUUAUUUGUUUUGUUUAAAUGGUGAAGUGUUUUCCCCUUAUUUAAAUGAUAGCUGAUGAAGAAGAAUGUUCUAGAAACAGAAACUGUGGGAAAUGAUUACUUAAAUUGCAAUUAAGAAAAUAAAAAUAAGAAUAUGGUUCCCUCUUCUGCUCA